AUCCCACUUUUCUUCCUUCAUGGAACUGAAGGUGGAAUAAAUGUCUGGUGUGGAUGUGGCCAAGCGACUCUAAGUGCUGCAUGCUUUCAGGGACAGGUGGCUAAGAUGCUGGAACAGUCUCUCUCUCUCUCUCUCUCUGCUGUUGCAACCAGGGGUGUAGUCGUCCAGGGUCUUAGACCCUUUACUUUUUUGGGAGCAAGGUCUCAGCAGGGUCCCUAUGUCUCUAGCAUCCUACGAGCCAAUUAGUGUGAAAGGGGAGUGUGUUAGCCACAGAGAAGUCUUCUAACAUGCUUCCUGGUCCAUUCCUGCUGAUUGGAAUCAAUCAGAGUGAAAGGAGGUGUCAGCCACUGAGAAGACUCUCUUCAGUUGUCAACACUAGCCCCUUUCAUGCUUAUUGACUCCUAGGGACGUCUGUUGUUGUGGCAAAAGGCAUUAACAAGGCUCUCAUUCAGCAAAAGAAGGGGGAGGGCCCCUGCACUUCUAAAUCUGCCAGGACACUACUGGUUGCAACAUUCACCCUGCAGCCCGUUUGCGCAGGGCAGCGCUAUGGCUCGCUGGCUCAGUACAACGCAAUGGUUCAACAGCCGUAUCGUCUUCGUCUCUAUCCUGGCUCUCAGAGCGGCUGACAAAAAAUCCGUGUCUAAGAUGGUCCCUCCCUGCCCUCAGACUCGCGAUCUACUAAGACGAGGCACACGAGGAGAAAGGAAAGGCGAAGGGCGGAGAAAAAAGCAAGCACAAGUUCUUCCAAGUUACCAUGCGGCAAUUAGACAGAAAUUGGCCUCCAUAGAUCCAGGGGGUUCUGGAGCUAUUAUUUCAAGUCCGGUUGUGCCCCACAACUCUUCUUUGCCCAUCAUGGGUCCAGGAGACUCUGCGUCAGUAUCUUCAGCUCAGAUUGUGACCCAGCAACCUCAGCUUUUAUCAAAUGCUGCAGCAAGCCAUUCCAUGCAAGGAAUGUUGAAGAAGUUCUAUAAAGGAGAGCCACUGGCCCUGGGGAUCACUCAGAUUCUCAUAGGCUUUACGGGAAUAUCUUUUGGCCUUGUGAUGAACAUUGUGACUGAUUACCAUUUAAUUUAUGCAAUAAUAAUGACACCUUAUUGGACAGGAGUGCCGUAUCUCAUUUCAGGAUCCCUGUCUGUGGCAGCCGCUAGGAACCCCAAGAAGCCACUGGUGAAAAGCAUGCUGGGAAUGAAUGUAGUGAGCGCUGUAGCUGCUGGCUUUGGGAUGAUCAUCCUCUCUUUGUCUUUGGAUAUUUACAGCCCAGGGUCUACUGCCGAGUGCAGCAACCUGGAUACAGAACUGGCCCGCAAGUGUUAUAACACCAAAGUCAUCCCUGAGAAUAUACUGUUUGGAAUGAUGGCUGUUCAGCUGGCAUUCACCAUCCUCGAAUUCUGCAUUGCAAUCUCCACUGCUGCCUUUGGUUGCAAGAUUGUGUGCCAGGACACCUACGCCGGAACGGUGGUGGUGGUUUACCAGAACACAGUUACAGACAAUGCUAGUACUGUCAAUCUCUCAGCUUCUUGCAAGGAUGCAGGAAACCUCUGAAUUAUUGUUCCUUCCAUCCAUUGCUCCUGGACUCCUGCCUCCAAAUCAAGAGCAAAAAGAUUCAGACUUCUUCAUCCACAUGUACAUAUAUACAAAAGAGGUUUCGUAACUGAUAUCUGAUUAAACAGAUAACCUGUCAAAGACAAAGUAUAUCAUGAACUGUAUAAAACACCAUAAGUAGGUAUGGAGAACAUGUAUGAUAGCACAGAAUGUUCCUUUUUGCUUGAGCCAUCAGAACAUUUUACUUUUGGACCACAAUUUUAAGAUUACGGUGAUAUAUAUUACAUGCUGAAAGUCUAACUUGGGAUGAAUGGAGACCUUUUAAAGUAAUUCAUAGCUACCAAAAGGAACCUGGCAAAGCUGCCCUUCCAUUUGCAAGCUGCCUUCAACCAUUAGCAAUUGACUUUAUAAAUGAUUGUACUGACAAUGUUGCACUGACUAGACCAUAGGAAAAACAGUGGAAUUCUAAGAGAAGCUGCCUGUUAUUGCAGGGGUAGGGAACCUCAGGCCCAAGGGCCAAAUAUGCCCCUCCAGGUCUCCCUCUUUGGCCCUUGGGACUUUCCCCAGGCCACAUACCCCUUCCCAGGUAACACCGGUCACAAGCCUUGCUUCACCCCUCAAGUGCUUUUUCCUGGCUCUUAACGUAUUGUGGACUGUGAUAAUGCGUCUAGCUUGACUGGAAAGAGGAUAGAGAGGAGUAAGUGUGUGUAGAAUCAUCCUACUUUUGCAUGCCUGGAAUGAAGCUUACUGGACAUAGCUAAGAAACAUGCCCAUUAUCUGCCCACUUUUGCUUCUGGUCUUGCCCACCAGUGCCAAGUGGUCCCUAGAAGGUAACCCACAACAAAAUGCAGCCCUUAGGCUGAUAAAAAAAAAUGCACAUUUAAAUCUUAAUAAUCAAUUAGAGAUGACUAUGGGGGAGUUUAGUAAACUGUUUCUAAACUUACAUUGUCACUAAGUUUGCUACUAUGUCAUUGCUGCCAUUUUUUUCUCUACGAUUCUAGAGAACUGUAAAUUUAGCUUAAAAGAUCUGUUCCCUUCCUUUUUAACCAGACCUUUGGCCCUUUAUUUGAACGGCUUCAGGUACUGGUGGCCUCUUAGUAUAGCAGGUUUUGUAAGACCUGCCUUUUAUCAGUACUGAUGUGUUUUUAGGUGCUUUUUAUUAUUAUUAUUGGUUUGUUACAAUUUAGUGUAACAAACAGUUUUAGUGUUUUCUUGUUGUUGCAAGUUGCUUUGGGUUGCAUUUGCGAAGAAACUGACUAAUAAUAAUAAUUUCUAUGUAUGAUUUAAUCAAGGCAGAGAUCCACUCAAAUAUUGUA
Molecule: messenger RNA, 2858 nt
Organism: Rhineura floridana
Lineage: Eukaryota; Metazoa; Chordata; Lepidosauria; Squamata; Rhineuridae
Product: membrane-spanning 4-domains subfamily A member 4A-like
Exons: 8
Coding region: 547-1542 (331 amino acids)
Cellular component (GO): membrane
Source: RefSeq, a predicted model, not a curated record